This is a messenger RNA of Tupaia belangeri chinensis (Chinese tree shrew), 2524 nucleotides long. RefSeq names its product cell cycle progression 1 (gene CCPG1). The record is from RefSeq and is a predicted model, not a curated record. Lineage: Eukaryota; Metazoa; Chordata; Mammalia; Scandentia; Tupaiidae. Gene Ontology annotation, cellular component: membrane.
UGACAGUGAUUCAUCUUGUGGUUGGACUGUCAUCAAUCAUGAGGGUUCUGAUGUAGAGAUGGUAAAUUCUGCCACAGCCAGUGACAGCUGUGAGCUUACCCCAGAAUGUUCAUCUUUAGAGCAAGAGGAACUACAAGUAUUACAAAUGGAGCAAGGAGAAAGCAGUCAGAAUGACACAGAGUUAAUGGGAGAAACUGCUUAUGCAACUUUGGAAGAAACCAAGUCAGCCACUGAGGAAGAGGAAGAAAAGAUACCUGAAGAUAGUGUCGGUUUUGGAACUGCCAGUGAUGAUUCUGACAUCGUUACCCUUGAGCCACCUAAGUUAGAAGAAAUAGGAAAUCAAGAAGUCAUUGUUAAAGAAGCACUGAGUUCAGACGACUUUAACAUGGGCUCUUCUUCUAGCAGCCAAUAUGCAUUUUGUCAGCCAGAAACUGAAAGGUGGUGGGAGAAGCUGUGGAAGAUUCCUGAAUGCAUAAGGGGAUGGGAUGAUCAGCUGAAACACCAUGUUCCUAGCCAACUCGCUUUCCAAGUAUUUUCAUCUCAGCCUAGUGAUGAUGAAUCAAGUAGUGAUGAAACCAGUAAUCAGCCCAGUCCUGCCUUUAGACGACGCCGUGCUAGGAAAAAGACUGUUUCUGCUUCAGAAUCUGAAGAACGGGUACUUCCUGAACAAGAAACUGAACCUUCUAAGGAGUUGAGUAAACGCCAAUUCAGUAGUGGUCUCAAUAAGUGUGUUAUACUUGCUUUGGUGAUUGCAAUCAGCAUGGGAUUUGGACAUUUCUAUGGCACAGUUCAGAUUCAGAAGCGUCAACAGUUAGUCAGAAAGAUACAUGAAGAUGAACUGAAUGACAUGAAGGAUUAUCUUUCUCAAUGUCAACAGGAACAAGAGUCUUUCCCAGAUUAUAAGUCAUUGAAAGAAAACCUUGUGAGAUGCUGGACCCAUACCGAAGCAGAGAAGAUAGCUUUUGAAACUCAGAAAAAUAACCUUGCUACAGAAAACCAGAAUUUGAGAGUAUCACUGGAGAAGGAAGAGAAAGCCUUGUGUUCAUUGCAGGAUGAGUUAAGAAAACUUAGAGAACAGAUUAGAGUAUUGGAAGAUAAAGGAACGAGUACAGAAUUAAUUACAGAAAAUCAGCAACUUAAGCAGCAUUUGGAAGAGGAAAAGCAGAAAACUCACAGCUUCCUCAAUCAAAGAGAAACCCUACUGGCAGAAGCAAAGAUGUUAAAGAAGGAACUGGAGAGAGAACGACUAGUAACUAUGGCUCUAAGGGUGGAACUCCAGCAGUUAAGUGCCAGUCAGUCAAAUGGCAACUCAGAUUCUCCCAAUGUAUUGACUGAUAAAAAGGAAAUAGCAGUUCUAAGGGAAAGACUCACUGAGCUGGAGCGGAAGCUAAACUUUGAACAGCAGCGUUCUGAUUUGUGGGAAAGACUGUAUGUUGAGGCAAAAGAUCAAAAUGGAAAACAAGAAGCUGAUGGAAAAAAGAAAGGGGGCAGAGGAAACCACAGAGCUAAAAAUAAGUCAAAGGAAACAUUUUUGGGCUCAGUUAAGGAAACAUUUGAUGCCAUGAAGAAUUCUACCAAGGAGUUUGUGAGACAUCAUAAAGAAAAAAUUAAACAGGCUAAAGAAGCUGUAAAGGAAAAUCUGAAAAAGUUCUCAGAUUCAGUUAAGUCCACUUUCAGACAUUUUAAAGAUACCACCAAAACUAUCUUUGAUGAAAAAGGUAAUAAAAAAUUCAGUGCUACGAAAGAAGGAGCAGCUGAAAAACCAACAGUUUUUAAUGACUGUUUACAUCCACAGUAUAAGACAUGUACACAAAACCAGAUGAAUAGAGGCCCUACUAUGCAACAAGAUGGAAGGAAAGAACAGCCAGUUCACUUUGGAGAAUUUAGAAAAAAUACAAAUUCACAGAAGUAUAGUGCUGAGUAUUCUUUUAGAAAGUCUUGUUCUGGCGUAUUUGAAUGUGCUCGUGAAGAAUCUGUUAGCCUUUUUAAUACAGUGAUGAAUCCUGUCAGGAUAGAUGAGUUUACACAGUUAAUUGAAAGGUACUUAUUAAAAGAAGUGAAUGCUUUUCAUCAUUGGAGAGAACUUGGUCAAUUCAUCAAUAAGUUUUUCCUAAAUGGUAUCUUUAUACAUGAUCAGAAGCUCUUCACGGACUUUGUUAAUGAUGUUAAAGAGUAUCUUAAAGACAUGAAGGAGUAUCAAGUAAAUAAUGAUGGAGUGUUUGAGAAGUUGGAUGGAUAUAUAUAUAGACACUUCUUUGGUCACACUUUUCCCCCUCCAUAUGGACCCAGUCGACCUGAUAAAAAGCAACGUAUGGUAAAUAUUGAAAACUCCAGGCAUCGAAAACAAGAGCAGAAGCAUCUUCAGCCACAGCCUUAUAAAAGGGAAGCUUCAUCUCCCGGGAGCGGUCCUGGAGACCACGGAAGGCCAGGCUGCAGUCGCCACGCCCCCGCUCCAUCUCGCACCUGCCUGGGGGCCCUUUAAGGACCCCCAGCCUCCGCUUUUCCCGGGCGGAAGAGGCUGCAG